Molecule: messenger RNA, 854 nt
Organism: Cloeon dipterum
Lineage: Eukaryota; Metazoa; Arthropoda; Insecta; Ephemeroptera; Baetidae
Product: small ribosomal subunit protein uS12
Exons: 4
Coding region: 140-571 (143 amino acids)
Biological process (GO): translation
Cellular component (GO): ribosome; cytosolic small ribosomal subunit
Molecular function (GO): structural constituent of ribosome
Source: RefSeq, a predicted model, not a curated record
AUUUGAACUUGGCGCCAGUUUUGCUCGGUAGGUAUCGGGAGGCAUCGCUGGCUGAGGAGCAAACCGGAAUGACGCAUGCGCUGUUCCAGUCGGCCAUUUUCGGUUUUCACUUCAGCCUUGUACGUGACACACACGCAACAUGGGCAAGCCCAGAGGUUUGAGAACGGCGAGGAAACACGUCAAUCACCGCAGGGACCAACGAUGGGCUGAUAAAGAUUACAAGAAGGCUCACUUGGGCACAAGGUGGAAGGCCAAUCCCUUCGGAGGCGCUUCUCACGCAAAGGGAAUCGUCUUGGAAAAAGUUGGUGUAGAAGCCAAGCAGCCCAACUCUGCCAUCCGCAAGUGCGUUAGGGUACAGCUGAUAAAAAAUGGCAAGAAGAUUACGGCCUUCGUGCCCAGGGAUGGCUGCCUCAACUACAUCGAGGAGAACGAUGAGGUGAUGGUGGCUGGAUUCGGGCGUAAGGGCCACGCCGUCGGUGAUAUUCCCGGCGUCCGUUUCAAGGUGGUUAAGGUGGCUAACGUUUCGCUCUUGGCUUUGUACAAGGAGAAGAAGGAGCGACCUAGAUCAUAAGUUUACUCUAAUGUUACUCUCCAUCCAACACACAAACGGUCGGUCUGGCUCGCCUACUACAAUUUCUCUCCUCUUCAUCCACGGGAUACUGGGUGAGAAAAGAAGUGGCUGGAGGACGCAAAUCAUUCCACACAUUGAAAUAGUGCAUUCCAAUUUGGACUCUCUGUCACUAUGCAUUCCGUAAUAACCUUAUGAGCUGGAUUUGACAUCAUUGUUAUCAUUUCAUUGUUUCCCAAGAGCUAUGUAAAUAUUUAAAAUUAAAAUGAACCUUGAGAUUUUAAAA